AUGCUGGCAAGCAGGACGGCGGGGGCCCCCGGCCCCCGUCCGUCGCCACUCGCCGCGGCGCCGCCAUCACUGAUGGCAGGCAGCCCGCGCCGCCCGGCCCAAGUCCUGCCACAGCGCGUCACCCUGGUUGUCCUGCUGACUGCGCUCGUGGCUGCCGCCCUGGUUGUACCAGUGGCGCGGGGCCAGCCGGCUUCAUGGAUUUGGAACAUGCAGGGUUCAUACGACUCAGACCCCCUGUGGAAUGACUUGUUUGGGAGCGGCUACGACGUGUGGCAGCCCGACAACACGACCAGCUGGCGGGAGAACGUGCACUGGGCCGCGCCGGGCGUGGGGCCGCAGCUGCAGUGGUGGAACAGCCGCACACCGAAUCUCACCCAAGCCGGCGCCGGCCAGGCGCGCAGGACAGCCCAGGCAGCCUGCUCGCUAAAGUUUGCCCAGGUUGGUUUCAUCACCGCGAGCGCCACCGCCGGCAGGGCCACACCCUCCACCUGGGUUAUCACGUCGGACGUGGACAGCAGCACAGGCGCGCAGCUGGGCGGCUGCAGCGCGCGCGUUGGCGACCUGGCGCGGUACGGCUCUUACAGCUGGACGUGCACGGGUGGCGCCUACGUGGCAGCAGCGACAAACGGCCCCUCGACUGGCGUCACGCUGACGGUGCUUAACUCUGGGAGCUACAGCUGCACCUCAGGAGCGACAUGCCUGCUGACCUUCUCAGGCACCAGGACCAGCCCGGCGUCAUCAGUCCCGUUUGCCGAGGACUUCAACCCGGCGUCUUACGCUGAAGCGAACUCCAAGCUUUGGAUCGCGUGCACGGCGGCGGGCGGCGGCGCGGCUGCGCCGUCCAGCAAUGCGGCGCAGGGGGCGGAGGUUGUCGCGCUCGGCGGGUUCUCCAGCGGGGGCUCCAGCCCCUACACCAACACGACGGCCGGCCGCGCGGCGCUGCCGAUGGGCCUGUGCUACUGGGCGCCGGGUAACUACGCAUCACGCGGGCUGGGCGGGCGCUGCGCGGUCCCCUGCAUCCAGUACCUAGGGUUUGAGGAGGCGUGGUGGCGCAACGCCUCGCUGUCGGGCGGCUUCUGCCCCUGCCACUCUCAGGCCAACAAGGCCUGGUUUGGCAACAGCACUGCGCCGGGCAAGGCGUUUUAUGGCAGCCGCACGGCAGCUACCGGGUUGCCCGAGGACCUGUGGGCUGCGUACUGGGAGUCUGAGCGCGACUUUGCUCUGGGCACAAAUGUGUCAGGGCAGCCGGUAGCCCCGGCCCAGUUUUACCGCCUCCAGCCAGCGUUCCAGGGGACGCAGACGGCAGGUCCCACAGCCAAUACGACAUUCCAGGUCAUGCAAGAGUUCUGGAGGCGUAACUUUGGUCACGAGCGGUGGCCAUUCGUGCACGAACACAGGAGGCGCUUCACCGAGGUCGGCGCCUGCCCCUACCCGGGCUGGAAUGCGGACGCCAGCACGCGCCCCGCCUGGAAGGACACCUGGUCGCGGUGGGACCUGACAUGCGAUGCGCGCGACUGGUCGGGUCAGCGGUGGCUCAGCAGGUCCGCGCCCGCGAAAUUGGCCAACAAGGCCAACGGCGACUGGCAGCUGCCGCGUGAUGCCGCCACGACGCUCUGGGAAGCUGUCGCCUCGGACCAGUUCAACCCCUGCAGCUGGCCGUUUGUUGAGUGCGAUCCGUCCUGCCAACCGAACGGCGACAACAACAUCAUUCGUGGCAUCGACUGGAAGAACAUGAGCCUCUACGCCCAGGCGGACCGCAUGAACUUCAGUGCCUUUCAGCGCCUCAUCCCCGGCACCAGUGACACCUACGGGUCCAAAGUCUGGUACUUGAAUCUGAACUACAACAUGAUUGGUGGCGAGCUCAACGGGCCCUACUCGGCCCUGCGCAACCUCCCCGACAUCUUCCCCAACCUGCGCCACCUUGGGCUGGCGCACUGCAGCGCGGGACUGUCCGAGGACGACGUGAACCCCGGCAAGAAGUACUCGCAGCUCGGCUGGCUGCAGAUGUACCGGCCUGAGUGCGAUUCCGCCAACGCCACCGACACGCGCGGCUGCUGGUGCGCCAGGUCAGACUGGGACGACCCGACGGGCGACGGCUAUGUCUACAGGCUGACGGGGUUCAUCCCGAUCGAGUGGACGGGGGCGAACCAGGCCGGCGGGGACGAGCGCACGGUCUACAGCGAGCCCUUUGGGCAGAACCUGAACGCCGCGUGCGUGCCCAAGUAUUACAACCAAAUAGAGACCAUCGAUGACAGCAAAUACCGGAAGGAACCGCCUAACAGGUACACCGACCCCGCUGCCUGGACUGACGGCUAUGAUGAGAAGAUCUGGACCAACUUCUGCGGCGCCGUAGACCACGGAUGCCUCGACCAUCAGGGGGCUUGGAACCCUGAUUUCGAUGCAUACGACAUGGUGUACCCCUACUCAACAAGCUACGACAGGAUGGCCGACUCAUACACCGAUGAUUACGGCUACACACACACCUCCCGCCUGAUGAACUACAUUUUUUCGAACUGCUCCUACGACAUCUACGCCACUGGGACACCGACAAAGCCGGCGCCAGACCCGGCAUGGAAAAACACGCUUAUGAGCAUCAACCUUGCAGGGCACGCGUUGACCAACACAGACCCCUCGCCCUUGGAGGCCCUCUUCUCCUUCCCAAACCUGCGGUAUGUCCGGCUGCCUGCGGGCAUCACCGUGGACUUCAGCCAAGUAAAGCAGAUCUCCGGCGCGUCGGUCUUUGACUCGCCGUUCGCAGACAACACGAACGCAUGGGUCCGCAGGUCAUGGCCAGACUGGUUUAUCCGAGCCAAGCCAAAGGACAAUCUUGUCAUCACCGUGGGCGCACCCCAGCCGACCAGCAGCGGGAGCGGCGGCACCGGCAGCGGCAGCUCGACCGGGGUGGUUGUGACAGCCGUAAACGACACAUACACCGGCAAUUUCAACUCCCCAUACAGCCCGGGCGCCGGCGCCCUCGUGCUUGCGAAUGACCUGCCCAGUGGCGCCAGCACAUUCGUCGUAGGGCGGUUGACAAGCCCGACCGGCGGCGCCGGGAGCGUGACAGUGGAUUCGACCGGCAACUUCACAUUUAUCCCUACGAAUGGCUGGUCAGGGACCACGGUUUGGUCAUACAACAUGACAUCCGAUAGCACCAGCUUCUCCGCAGGCUACGUGAGCAUCACAGUCGCGCCAGCAACCCCAGUAGCCACAGGGGAUGCCUACUCCUGCCCGUUCAACGCGUCCUGCUCCGUCGGCGCGGCUGCUGGCGUGCUCGCCAACGAUGCCAGCGCCAACGCGGGCGCCGCUUUGGCCGCCAGCCUCGCAGCGCAGCCGUCCAGCGGCAGCGUUGCGCUGGCUGCAAACGGCUCGUUUGUCUACACACCACAACAGAGCUUCAAUGGCAGCGUGACGUUCACAUACAGGCUCUCCGACGGCGUCAGCCCCACCACGCCCAGCGCCACAGUGACGAUCAGAGUCGCCAACCCCCCAGACCCACCGGCCGUCGCGGCCAACGACAGCUACACCGCCACGUUCAACGCGGCGUUCAGCCCGGGCGCGGGCGCGUCGCUGCUGGCAAACGACCAGCCGGCGGUGGGCACUGCGGUGGUCGGACUGGUGUCAGCGCCGACCGCCGGCGCCGGCACCGUGACCGUCUCGUCCAACGGCAACUUCACCUUCACACCAACGGCUGGCUGGUCGGGCACCACCCAGUGGUCCUACAACAUCUCAUCAGGCGUCCCCGCGACGUUUUCCACCGGCUACGUGACCAUCACGAUAGCCCCAGCCAGCCCACAGCCCGCGGCUGACGCCUACUUUUGCCCUUUCAACGCGGCGUGCACCGUCAACGCCACCGCCGGCGUGCUGGCCAACGACGCCAGCGCCAACGCGGGCGGCAGCCUGUCCGCAACGUUGGUGUCCCAGCCGGCGCACGGCGCCGUGUCCCUGGCGGCGGGCGGCUCGUUCGUCUUCACCCCACAGGCGUAA
Messenger RNA from Monoraphidium neglectum, 3984 nucleotides. Its product is annotated as outer membrane adhesin like proteiin. The record is from RefSeq and is a predicted model, not a curated record. The transcript is spliced from 18 exons. The coding region runs from base 1 to 3984 and encodes 1327 amino acids. Lineage: Eukaryota; Viridiplantae; Chlorophyta; Chlorophyceae; Sphaeropleales; Selenastraceae.